UAAUAAUGCUCAACGAACGCGAAUUCGGGGGGCACUCUAUAGAAGAAUAGUUCAACAACAGUGGAACUCACUAAAUUCGCAGACGGGCUUUCUAUUCCAUAAGCGAGAUGAUCGUGCUUCAUAUGCUGAUCUUGCAGAAGAAAUACGAAAUGUAAUCAGGAACAUGCCAACCACUUUAAGAUGUGGAGAAAAUACAUUUCCAGUUGCUGCGGAAGAUUUUCAAUUCACUUUUUUAAAACCAAUGUACGCUGGUGAUGUAACAGUCGAGUUUGAUGGAUUUGAUCGCCUAUUAAGUCAACAAUCUACUGAUCAUGAGACUAAUCCAAAUGAAGAUGAAGAAGAUGAAGAAUAG
This is a messenger RNA of Caenorhabditis briggsae, 352 nucleotides long. The transcript has a single exon. The annotation marks the transcript as partial. The record is from RefSeq and is a predicted model, not a curated record. NCBI's taxonomy places the organism in Eukaryota, Metazoa, Nematoda, Chromadorea, Rhabditida, Rhabditidae.